Molecule: messenger RNA, 3000 nt
Organism: Cyphellophora attinorum
Lineage: Eukaryota; Fungi; Ascomycota; Eurotiomycetes; Chaetothyriales; Cyphellophoraceae
Exons: 5
Coding region: 1-3000 (999 amino acids)
Source: RefSeq, a predicted model, not a curated record
AUGGCGUCAGUCUAUCGCGACCGCGACUACGAUAGCAGAACCGUUAUAUCAUCUCGAGGAAGAGACGACCGUGAUCGUGAUCGUGGCAAUGUGACCGUCAAGCGAUACAUCGUCAAAGACGACGACACUCGAUCAUCCUACGGAAGAAGCAGCUUUGUGCCUGAGAGAGCAGGCGAACGGGUGGAAGAGACCCGCAUCAUCCGCCGUGAAGAGAUCGAUGAGCCGCGAAGAGAGCCGAGGCGCGACGACACUCGCUACUCGACCGAAGAACUGGUCAUAAAGAGAGAGCACGACGAUGUGCGACGCGACCGAGACGACUAUCGGCGCCCCGUCGAGCGCAGUUCCGACCAAGAAAUUGUCAUCAGGCGCACAGAGAGCGAUGACCAUCGUGGUGAUCUGCAAGUCAGCCGCAUUGGUGACGACCGGCGAGACCUAGCUACAGAGACUUUCAUCAAGCAAGAUCCCGUCAUUAUCCGUGAACGCUACAGAGAUGAUGACUACGAUGUGCGCCGACGAGAGAUAGACGAGGAGAAAUCCAUCGUCCGAAGAAAAGAGCCGCCCAAGGAGGAAGAGUACUUCUAUGAGAAGAAGAUCCGUGAGCGCAUUGACGAUCGUUCGCGUUCCCGCUCACGCGACCGUGACGACUGGCGUGACAAGAGAGUCAUGAGGCGAGAUAUCAGUCCCCAUGACUCAGUCUCCCAAGUCGGAGGCCGUCGCAGCCACCGUGACCGCGAUUACAGCAGCGAUGACAGCAUGGUCUACGUCAAACGUACCAGGGAAGUCGACGUUAGCCGCAGUCCAAGCCCUGAUCGCAGAAAGAAUCUGGCUGCUGGCGCAAUUGCCGGCAUUGGUGCUGCAGAACUCCUUCGCAACCACAAGAAAAAGGAAGACCGUGCAGUCUCCCACGGUGCAGGCCGUCUUGGACGUGACGUUGGCGCCGGCUUAGUCGGUGCUGUCGCUGCAGAAGGCAUCAGCCGUGCUCGCUCAGCGUACAGAAGUCGGAGUCGCCGUCGUCGGUCUCGAUCCCGCUCAAGCUCCUCUGACGACAGACGAAGCCGCAGACAGAGCCGGAGCAGGAGCCGUAGCCGAUCGCAGUCGAGAUCUCGACUCAAGAAUCUCGGACUCCUGGGUCUCGGUGCCGCUGGUCUUGCUGCAGCUGCAGUGGUGGCCACAAAGAAGAUGAAGCAGAACAACGAAGACAAGGCUGAUGAGAAUCGUGGUCGCAGUCAGUCGCGUGUGCGAACUGAUCGAGUCGAGACAAUCGAAGAGCUCGCCAAUGAUCCGACAGCCGAAGACGCCCGCAAUCCCAAACAUCGCAACAAGCGCAUGGCUGAAGCAGGUGUUGCAGGCGCAGCUCUGACGGCCUUGAUCGACCGUGCUCGUAGCAAGUCUCGUGGGCGCGAUCGCUCUCGAUCUCGGGUCAGGCAGGCAGCUCCGGUUGUUGCUGCAGGCCUGGGCAGUGCUGCUCUUGCUGGCUUGUAUGAGCGCAACAAGGCUAAGAAGGAAGCUGAAGUCAUUCGCAAAGAGGAAAAAGGACGCUGCUUCAGUGACCCAAACCUCAUCGAAUAUGGCGACGGUCCGAUGCACGGCAACAACUACGGACCUGAUUACUAUGGUCGCAACCUACCUCAAGAGAAUUUCUAUGCCAAUCAGACCGCUGUCGUGCCGGCGCCAGGUCAAUCUCCGGGUGCUCCAGCACAAUACGCUCAGCGGGAUCUAAGUCCUGAAUACAGCAAUAGACGCAGCAGAUCUCGAAGCAGAAGUACUUCACCCGGCGAUCGUCGGCGCAGCAGUCGGCGCCGUGCUGCUGAUGCGGCUGCAGCUGCGGGUGGAGGUGCCGCCGCAGCAUCGGCAUACGAAAGAAGCAAGGCAGAGAAGAGAGCCAGAAAAGAAGCGAAGAGACGUGAACGUGAAGGCUACGCAGACCAAUAUGAAGAUCCCUACAACGCCCCACAGCAAGGCUAUCAGCCUCCGGUCGACCCAUAUGCCCCAAAUGCUCAGCAGCCUUAUUAUCAGCAGCCGGGAGCGUUCCCGCCUCCGCCUGGCGCUGAGCAGUACGCCCAACCAGGCGCGUUCCCACCUCCUCCUCCUGGUGGUCCUCCCAUGCCGCCACCUCCUGGCGCACCUGGCUACGAGCCUUACGCUUAUGGUGCGAACCCAAAUGCGCCGACUCGAGGGGCAGACAAUGUGAGUGUGCCAUUGCAGAAUUCCAUCCCAGAUGGUGUAAACACUUCUCGUAGCAUGAACGACACCAUACCUCCUCCGCCUCCCGGCCCGCCACCUGCAGGACCUCCCAUCAUCAACGUCGAUCCUCCAGCAGCUGGCUACAUUCCUCCCACAGAAAUCUACAACUCUCCAACCGUUGACCGUAACCUCGACGCAUCGCUGCCAGCAGAAAGCAGCAGUCGUCCACGUGCAGUGUCCCAACCUCCGCCCACUAAUGGCCACCGCAAGUCCGUCCAAUUCGCCGCCAAGGAUGACAUCCAAGGCAUUCCGUCCUCCGAUGCUUCGAUCCCAGAUCACGACGGCCACCAUCAUCGGCGGCGACGAAAGGACCGUGGCUACGAAGCAGGCGAGGACACUGACACGCCUACUGACGAAGCCUCUCGUCGCGGUGCCGCAGCAGGCGGGGCAGCGGCAGCGGCGAACCUCGAUCCGGUCGAGGACUACGCCUCCAAACGCCGACAUCAUCGCCGUCGCCGCAGCCAUGAUCCCUCCUCUGGCUCGUCGUCGUCUCGUCGGGAGCGCGACCGUGACCCGGCCUCCGACCCCAAAGGCAAGACUGCCGAGCGGAGCAACACUGGCGACGGAAACGAUAGCGAUGCUACAGUAGACCUACCGGCUCGCUUCGACGAAAAGGGCCAGAAGAAGGCGGAGAGAGGUGAAGAUCCACUUGCGGACAAGUUUGAGGAUAUCAUCAGUGGGAAGGGUGCAGCGGGCAAGGUUUUCGGGAAUUUCAUGGACGGGCUGUUUGGGCCGGAGGGGAGGAAGCGGCGGUAG